UCCCUUCACGCUGCAGAUGGACCCCUCUCCCGAAGGAGGCCGGACACAUCUGCGACAUCAAAGUUUCAUCACCAUUCCAUUUGUAAAGGCUUUUAUUCACAGGUAUCUGAAUAUUUAUGAGGCCAGGGCGAGGACAAACACUGAUGUUAACAUCUUCCUGAGCACAACCCUUAGAGACGAGAUGGAGAAUCCCGUCUUACAGACGCAACCGUCCACCCUGGCGUUUUUUGACACGGCCCACGCCUUCAACCUGCUGCGAGGAAUUCAUGAGCUCCGCGCAGAGCGAAAGUUUUUUGAUGUGACUUUGUGCGCAGAGGGCCGUGAGUUCCACUGCCACCGCACGGUCUUGGCUGCUGCCAGCACCUACUUCCGGGCCAUGUUCACCGGUACGCUACGGGAGAGCAUAAUGGACCGUGUGGUUCUACACGAGGUUUCGGCUGAGCUUUUAGGAUUGCUGGUGGACUUCUGCUACACAGGACGGGUCACUGUCACGCAGGACAACGUGGAUCUUCUGCUGAAAACGGCAGAUCUGUUUCAGUUCCCGUCGGUCAAAGAGGCCUGCUGUGCUUUUCUGGAACAGCGUCUGGAUGUUUCCAACUGCUUAGAAAUCCAGGACUUUGCAGAGGCCUACGCUUGCCGAGAGUUGGCGGCCAGUGCACGCCGCUUUGUCCUCAAAAACCUAAUGGAUCUUGCUAAAGGGACAGACUUUGAGCGGUUGCCUUGGAAGCGCCUCCUUGAGUUUGUGUCUGAUGAUGAGCUGUGUGUGGACAAAGAGGAGACUGUUUAUCAGAUCGCAGUGCGCUGGGUGAAGGCUGAUCUUCAGCGGAGACUGCACUACUGGCCCGAGCUCCUCCAGCAGGUCCGACUCCCUUUCGUCAGGAGGUUCUUCCUUUUGGCCCAUGUUGAGAGCGACCCCCUUGUCUACCUUUCACCCACCUGUCUCCGCAUGGUAAACGAGGCCCGUAGCUUCCAGUCCUGCGAGUAUGACCGUCAUGACAGGCCUUGCCGCCGCAUGCGUCCACGGCCUUCCACUGGACUAGCUGAGAUCUUGGUCGUGGUGGGAGGUUGCGACCAGGACUGUGAUGAGUUGGUCACCGUCGACUGUUUCAAUCCGCAGACGGGCCAGUGGCGCUACCUGGCAGAGUUCCCGGACCACCUCGGAGGGGGCUACAGCAUAGCUGCCCUCGGGAAUGAUAUGUAUGUCACUGGCGGCUCUGACGGCUCCCGCCUCUACGACGGUGUGUGGCGCUACAAGUCGAGCGUCAACGAAUGGACGGAGGUGUCGCCCAUGCUGAAAGCGCGCGAGUACCACAGCUCAUGCGUGCUGAAAGGUCAGCUGUACGUAGUGGCGUCGGACAGCACCGAGCGCUACGACCACACACUGGACUGCUGGGAGGCCUUACCGCCUAUGCUGCACGCCAUGGACAACUGCUCCACCACCACGUGCAACGGCCGUCUGUACGCCAUCGGUUGUCUAGCCGGGGAGGACACCAUGGCCGUUCAGAGUUACGACCCGGACAGCAAACAUUGGUCCGUGGUCAACUGCGGACAGCUGCCCCUGUGGUCCUUUACCCCUAAAACGGUGACCCUCAAUGGCCUCAUCUUCUUUGUGAGGGAUGACUCUGCAGAGGUUGAUGUUUACAACCCCCUGAAAAACGAGUGGGAUAAGAUUAGUCCUAUGAACCAGGUCCACGUCGGAGGCAGCGUGGCCGCGCUGGGCGGCAAACUGUUUGUAUCCGGGGGUUACGACAACACGUUUGAGCUGUCGGACGUAGUGGAAGCGUACGACCCGGCAACUCGCACCUGGAGCGUUGCGGGCCGGCUGCCUCAGCCCACCUUCUGGCACGGCAGCGUCAGCAUAUUCCGCCAGUUCAUGCCUCUGGUGUCUAACGCCUUUGAGCCUACCAGCGCCCCAGACGCCAAUGCCAUCCACCUGCACCGGCACCAGCGUCACCAGGCCCUAUACAACCUGAACAACAAUGUAAACCAGGACAUGAACGCAGCCCACUGAGUUUUGAUCCGCCCAUCCCAAUGCUGUCAGUUUACUUUGACUUUACCUCAUCACAAUGCUGAAACGUGAAGGUGUUACCUGACCUUCGCUAACUUAAGGAUUUGAAAGAGGAUCUGGGCCUCUCAGGCCUGAAAGUGUUGUCAUCUAUGUACAUGCAUGAGAAAAAAACCUAGGACUAAUUGCAUUUGUGAUUACAUUGUAAAAAAAUUGGCAAUCGCAGCAUACACCGUUCCAAGAGUAGAGCAUUGGGCAGCAUCAACUUCCCAUGGAGCCUAUGAGCCUGAUUUAGUAAGAUCCCAAAUAGUGGGUCCUAAAUUGCAUGUUUGCACUUUAACAGAUUGCGCAGGCAUGAUCUAAGAUUACGGCAAAUGUGUAAUUGUGGAGAUUGCCAUAUAAAUGAGGGUUUUGUUCUUUGGGUAGCUCUAAUGGUUUUAACCAUGGACAAUUUGGGAUAGCACCGCAAGCACUCGAAGUUUGAAGUGAUUGAACUGGAAGUGUUAGUGGAAGUGUCAAGCUAACAUUAACAAGUUACAGAAAAGCUUAUAAGUCCUAUAAUUCUGGGGAAGCCAGUAAACUGCAUAAAAGUCAUGUUUUGUCCUAGCAUUGUGGGAAUUUGUUCUGUCUGCCCAUCCUGUGUUAACACUGUGUUUAAAACUUGAGACAACACACAUGAAAAACUGCUUUGGGAGAGUCCAGGACCAAUUGUCGUCGUGCGCUGAAAUGACCCAGACACAAGAAAAUUCAGACUUGAAAGUAUUUUUGAUAGCACUGGGGAACACGAUUUUUGUUGUUAGGUCUGACAGCUGUUUUUAACUAAUACCCAGUUGAGAAUUAGUUACACGUUCUCAGUUGUGCACGUUCAGUCCUCAAGUCGCAACAGCUUGCCUAAGAGCAAAACUCCCACUCACACUAAAAUCACUUCACAACAGUCAGAUGUUUCUUUGUACUUUUAUUUGGUUGGUCCAAGGAUAAGGGACUGGGCCGUUAUGAAAAGUUCAAUUAAGGUGCACACCUGCUGUGCAGCAUGGAUGUGAUUGUUCCAAACGAUGCAAGUUCAUCAUGAAUAUAGUUCUGAUGAGGUGCAUACAGUAUGUGCUUCUGUCAGCUAUAUUUAGAAGGCAUGCUCCGUUUACUAAAACUGACAAUGGGUUGAUACAGAGCAUACAUACAGUCCCCUCCAAAAGUAUUGGAACAGCAUGGUCAAUUCCUUUGUUUUUGCUGUAUACUGAAGACAUUUGGGUUUCAGAUCAAAAGAUGACUUGAGACAAAAGUUCAAUAUUCCGGCUUUUAUAUCAUGGUAUUUACAGCUAGAUGUGUUAAACAACUCGGGAAAGAGCACCUUUUGUUUGAAGCCACCCACUUUUCAAGUGAGCAAAAGUAUUGGAACAGACAAAGUCUGUCAGUUCUUGUUUGUUUCUGGGGGUUUCUCCCUUGAGUCUCUUCAGGGUGUAAACUUCAUGCUCUAUUGGGUUAAGGUCUGGACUAGACUUGGCCAGUCUAAGACCGUCACUUGUUCCCCCUGAUGAAGUCCUUUGUUGUGUUGGCAAUGUGUUUUGGGGCAUUGUCUUGUUGCAUGAUGAAACUUCUCCCGAUUAGUUUGGGUGCAUUUUUCCGUAAAUUGCCAGACAAAAUGGUUUUGUAGGCUUCAGAAUUCAUUCUGGUGCAAAGACUAGUGAGCCGGUUCCAAAGGCAGCCAUGCAAUCCCAAGCCAUGACAUUACCACCAACCACCAUGCUUCGCUGGUAAGCUUGUGUGUUUUAGAUCAUAAGCAGAUAAUUUCGUUCUCCAUAUUUUGGCCUUUCCAUCACUUUAGUAGAGGUUAAUCUUGAUCUCAUCAGUCCAUAAAACUUUGUUCCAAAACUUUUGUGGGUCAUCUCUGUAAUUCUUUGCAAAAUCCAAUCUGGCCUUCUGAUUCUUUUUGCUGAUGAGUGGUUUGCAUCUUGUCGUUUGGCCUGUAUAUUUCUUCUCGAAGUCUUCGAAUAAUGGAUUGCGAUACCUUCACCCCUACCUACCCUGUGGAGAUUGGCACUGAUGUCACUGACUGUUGUCUUUGGGUCACAAAUAUUUCCAUCAUCAACUGCUGUUGAUACCCUUGGCCAACCUGUUGGAUGUCUGUUGCUCAGUACACCAGUAAUUUCUUUAUUUUUCAGGACAUUCCCAAUUGUUGUAUUGGCGAUGCCCAAUGUUUGUACAGUAGCUCUGAUUGAUUUUCCCUCUUCUUUCAGCUUCAAAAUGGUUUGCUUUUCUCCCAUAGCUCUCGGUUCUUCGUGUUUGCUUAACAGCAACUGCAGUUUUCACAGGUGAAACCCAAAGCCAAAAACAAGCACUAUCUAAUGUUUAAGCAAUCAAUCUAAAAGGCAACACUUGAGCAACUAGAAACACCCAUCAGUCACAUUCCAAUACUUUUGCUCACUUGAAAUGUGGGUGGUUUCAAACAAAAAGUGCUCUCGCCUGAGUUGUUUAACACAUUUAGAUAUAAAUACCAUGAAAUAAAAGCUGGAAUAUUGA
This is a messenger RNA of Phycodurus eques (leafy seadragon), 4519 nucleotides long. It is a transcript of the gene klhl21, whose product is annotated as kelch-like family member 21. The record is from RefSeq and is a predicted model, not a curated record. NCBI's taxonomy places the organism in Eukaryota, Metazoa, Chordata, Actinopteri, Syngnathiformes, Syngnathidae. Gene Ontology annotation, molecular function: protein binding. Gene Ontology annotation, biological process: protein ubiquitination.